Poeciliopsis prolifica (blackstripe livebearer) is the source of this 2828-nucleotide messenger RNA. RefSeq lists its product as uncharacterized. Bases 931 to 2268 code for a protein of 445 amino acids. The transcript is spliced from 2 exons. NCBI's taxonomy places the organism in Eukaryota, Metazoa, Chordata, Actinopteri, Cyprinodontiformes, Poeciliidae. The record is from RefSeq and is a predicted model, not a curated record.
ACCUCCAAAGGCACCCUUAAACCUUACCAGCUUGUUUGCUAUGGACUUGACAGUAUUGCAGACAUUCAUAAGCAUGUUAAAGCAAAGCAGCUGCAAAGAUUUUUUCCAGAUGUACCACUGGAUGAACUUGAAAGACCUAGAGAAAUAAGAUUACUUAUAAGCCAUAGGGAAGGUCAGUUAACACCACAAAGGAUUAGAGUUGUGGGGAACCUUGUACUGUGGGAUGGUCCCUUAGGAAAAGUGGUUGGAGGAACUCAUCCAGAAUUGUUUGAGGAGCUUGCCAUGACUGCUUAUUCCACCAAAACCCACUUUGCAAGGUCAAUGAGGACAGCUGCUGCCAAAUAUGAAGAAUUAAUUAAUGAAAUCCCACAGAAUUCACCAUUAAAUCACCAGGUCUCUAUCCAGCUGAAAGCAUCAAGCACUGCAACUUCAAGCCGGGAUUUCCUGGAGUGGUGGAGAUGGGACAGUAUUGGCGCGGCUUGUGAGUCUAAGUGUGGAGGUUGUCGGUGUGGAAAUGUCAGCCGGGAGGAAAGUCGAUGACGCUCGCUGAAGAAAGGGAGCUAGAGGUAGUGAAGGAAGGCCUCACCUACAAUGAAGGAGACAGCCACACAAACGAACCUCACUGGCAUGCUAGGUACCCAUGGUUGGAGGAUCCAGCAUCCCUUCCAAACAACAGAAACGCAGUUGAAGCUACAUUUUUUUAGAACAGAGAAGCAACUGGCUAAAGAACCUGACUGGAAAACUACCUACACUGAACAAGUGCAUGACAUGCUUCAGCGUGGAGCUGCAAUUAAGUUGUCUGAGGAAGUAAUCAACAAAUGGAAUGGCCCAGUGUGAUAUGUAAGCCACUUAAUUGCUCCAAAUCCACACUCGGUGACAACUCCUGUAAGACUUGUGUGGAAUAGCAGUCAGAAAUUUAAAGGGAUAAGUAUGAAUGACCUGCUGAGAAAAGGCCCAGAUGUCCUGAACCAGAUCCGUGCUGUCCUAUUAAGGUUCCGAGAGGGAGCUUAUGCUGCAUUAGGAGAUAUAAAGAAAAUGUAUAAUUCUGUUUGGCUGGAAGAAAGAGAAGUUCACCUGCACAGGUUUAUUUGGCGUGACUCUGAGGAUGAAAAGGUUGGAGACUAUGCAAUUACAAGAGUGAACAUUGGAGAUAAACCUGCAGGAUGCAUUGCACAGUUGGCGAUGCGAGAAACUGCAAGUUUACCCUCAUUUAUUCACCUUGUAGAGGAGCGACAAGUCCUUCAAAAUAACAGCUAUGUUGACGACAUUCUAGUGUCCCACAAUGAUCCCGACAGACUAAAGCAAAUCACAGAAAAUGUGGAGCGCAUUCUCAAAGCUGGAGGUUUCAAACUAAAACCCUGGGUGUUUUCUGGGCAAAGUGGGAGGAAAAAUUGUAGCAACAAGCAGGAUGAGGAGAAAGUAAAGACCAUGAUUUUACCAAACCAAAUGCGGGAUGAGGACAAUAAAGCACUCGGUCUGGGGUACAUUGUCGAGGAGGACAAACUCCAUGUCAUGGUCAGCAUAAAUUUUUCAAAGAGGAAAAGAAAGAUGCGACUUGGACAAGACCUCCAGCAAGACCAAAUCAGAAGACAAACUCCAAACCCUCUGACAAGGCGAGAGCUCCUCAGUCAGGUGUCUGGUCUGUAUGAUCCAAUUGGCCUGGUGACUCCUGCGAAACAAAAGGGAGCAAUCCUAGUACGGAAAGCUUUCCAAGAGGCAAAGAAUGUGAGUAAACAAGUAAAAGAUACCUGGGAUUUGGCACUCUCCAGUGAUCUUAGAGAAGAAGCUAUUAAGCUUUUUGAAGAGUACUCUCAGCUCAGUGAGAUCCAGUUUGUCAGAUCAUUAACUCCUUUUCAAAACUGUAAUAACUCUUUAGCUAUUACAUUUUCAGAUGGAAGCGAAUGUUCUUAUGGAGCAGUGUUGUACCUGAGGUGGGGAUCAACUCAAGACCCAAUCAUUAGGCUGGUGGAAUCCAAGGCUAAGCUGACUCCAUUGGAACAAAGAGUUCCUGGCUGUGGACACCCAGCUGCUGCUUGGCAACAAGGAGCUCGCUCUGAGCCCAGAGGAAUAUGUCUUUGCUGCUAUCAACCUGUACAUGGACAUCAUCAACAUCUUCCUCUACAUUCUCGCUCUCGUCGGAAGAGCCCGAGGCUGAGCGGAGGGAGUGUCGAUGGCGAUCAAGGCAGAACAUUAUUUGGAAUUUGCAUAAAGGACCAAGUUUCCAUAAUCAAAGCUUUUGACUUGCUUUCUAGUGUGUAUUUAACAUAGGGUUAAAUGCUGCUUUUGUUUCACCCAGUGUAAAUGCUUAUCUUAAAUUGAUGCUGUCAGUAGUGUUUGGUUGAUAACUGAACUUUUCUUUGUUGAACUUAUUUUAAAAUCAUAUUUUUGUUUAUGGGGAGAUCUGAUUAAAGCUCAGCUGGUGAGCAUCUAAUGAGGGAUUCACACUUAAGGAGUCCAAAUAGGUCAGUGUGCUUGAUGCAGUUUUCCACUGGUAUGACUGUAUGAUGAUGUCUAAAAUUAUUUAGUCACCAACCAAAGACCAUGAAAUCAUAAUAUAUCGGAUCAAGGUUGAUGUUUUGCUGCAGCCGUCAGUAGGAAUGUGAAGGGCUAAAUUGGCAAAAUUGUGGGAGCCGAGUCUCUGAGGACACCCCUGCUAAAAAACCUUAUUGAAAAGUGACUACAAAGUGGUCGUUGUGAAAUAUUUCUAUACUGUUUUUUCCAAAGUACUGUUUGAAAUUCUAUACUGUUUUCACUAUGGUCUACAGUCUUAAGUACUUUUGUAAACCUGAUGUCUGUUCUUUAUAUGGAAUAAAAUCUGAAAAAUUCUA